Molecule: messenger RNA, 1221 nt
Organism: Abrus precatorius (Indian licorice)
Lineage: Eukaryota; Viridiplantae; Streptophyta; Magnoliopsida; Fabales; Fabaceae
Exons: 2
Coding region: 136-726 (196 amino acids)
Source: RefSeq, a predicted model, not a curated record
AAGCCAAGCCAGGUUCGAAGGCCAUGAAAAUGGAGUUAUUGGACUUGCUAAUAUAAUAAUUGCUUGGCUUGGCUUGGUUUGGCUUCGCUUAAAAUCUAGCAACCACCGUUGUCCAAACUCAAUUCAAUUCCGUAUAUGGCAAAGGGUCGAAAAUUCAGCACCGCGACCCGAAGCGAGCGCUUCUUGGGAACAACCUACAACCAAGGCUCCACCGCCACCGACCCAUCCGAGCUCAGGGAAGAAGAUCUCUGGUCCACCGCCGAAGACCGUGAUCGUGACGCCGACGUCAAUGUCUCUCCCGGCGAGUGGGAGCCACGUGCACAACCGCGCCGUAGAAACAGGGAACAGGGCCACCGCCACGUGGGCGGUCUGUCCCUGGCGUUCGAGGAUCCGGGGAGUAAUGCGUCCUCGAGGAUCGUGCAUCACCAGUACAGGGCGCACGAUGCCGUUUCGUCGCCACGUGGACACCACAUGGCCACGUCAGCGCCGGUGAACGUGCCUGACUGGAGCAAGAUACUCCGAGUCGGCUCGGUGGAAUCGCUGCAUGAGAUGGACGACGGUUUCGACGACAACGAGUCGGAGAUGGUUCCGCCACACGAGUACUUGGCGCGUAGCCGUAAGAUGGCGGCAAACUCGGUUUUCGAAGGUGUGGGUCGUACGUUAAAGGGUCGCGACAUGAGGCGGGUUCGCGACGCGGUCUGGAGCCAGACCGGGUUCGAUGGCUGAGCCGCUCAGGUUUUGUAGUUGAAUUCAUCGGUAUUAAUUAUUAAGGGUGGUGAUUAAUUUAAACAUUUUGAAAAAAAAGAAAAAAGAAACAAAUAGUUUUAGUUUUUUUUUUGGUUGUUAUUGAAAUUGGAUGGGUCAUGGGUGGGUAUUUCUGGGUAAUGAUUGGGUUGGGUUAAGAGAGUCCAACUCUGUGGCUAAUGAUAAAGAUCGUUCUCACUUCUCAGACUAUAUGACCACUGUAAUCCCGGUUUUGGAUAAAUCUGUAUUCUAGUUACCUCAUAAGGAAGAAUAUGAGAUCAUGAAAUCUGUUUUUGGAUAAAUUUGUAUUCCAGUUCACUCCUGUUCGCUGUAAACCCACAACAAACAGAAAGAAAGAUAACGCAUUUGAAGGUUGGAUGAGAACCAGACAAACAUUAAGCAUGAAGCAUGAAAUAUCGUCUAACUAAAGAAAGUAUGUCCCAGGGGAACUUUGAUUGGUUGGUUGUUAUGCAGGUA